Molecule: messenger RNA, 2059 nt
Organism: Talaromyces proteolyticus
Lineage: Eukaryota; Fungi; Ascomycota; Eurotiomycetes; Eurotiales; Trichocomaceae
Product: major facilitator superfamily domain-containing protein
Exons: 1
Coding region: 199-1752 (517 amino acids)
Biological process (GO): transmembrane transport
Cellular component (GO): membrane
Molecular function (GO): transmembrane transporter activity
Source: RefSeq, a predicted model, not a curated record
GCCGAGGCUUACCCUGAGGCUGGUCGAUAUAUUUCUUCAGAGUGAUCUUUGCUUGAGGCGAGAUUGUGACGUUGGACGGCCUAAUCUGUCCUCAAAAACCAGCGACUGUCCCCGCCUCGUGUUCAGCUGCUGUAAAACUUGGCAUUCCAAUCCAAUUUCUCGUAUCCAACCUGAGGAGAACUCGUUUACGAAUUGCUGAUGCAACCGUCCCCAUAUCUCACAGAAGGGACUGAAGCUGAUCUAAUGAGGGAGAAGAACCAGGAUGGCGUUGUUGCAGACAGUUUAUCGCUGCCUAGGGAGUCUCUCUUCCUGUUUACCAUCUGUAUGGCGCAAUUCAUGACGCUCUUUGGCUUGGGGCAGACAUUGGGAAUUCUCCAUAACAUUGGCGAUUCUUUAGCCAUCGCCAACUCUGGCGAGCUCUCAUGGUUGGUUGCGGGCUACAGCUUAACGGCCGGUACCUUUAUCCUCGUGGCAGGGCGAGUGGGAGACUGCUUUGGGUACAAGAAUAUGUUUCUUGCUGGAAUGCUCUGGACAGCCAUUUGGUCAAUGAUUUCUGGAGUUAGUGUCUAUGCUAAUGCGACCAUGCUCAUCAUUGCGCGCGUAUUUCAGGGCAUUGGCCCUGCAUUUCUCCUGCCCAACAGCCUCGCUAUACUGGGAGUUUCAUAUUCUCCAGGCCCUCGCAAAAAUAUGGCCUUCGCGCUUUUCGGCGCCUGUGCGCCGUUGGGAGGCGCGGCUGGCUUCAUUUUUACUGCAUUGUUCGCCCUUACCUGGUGGCCAUGGUCGUUCUUGAGUACGGCGAUCGCACUCGUUGUCUUCACAGUCCUAGCUGCCGUUGUCAUUCCCCCGUUACCCGCGUCACCGCAUCGCAGCAAGUCUCUGCUAGACAAAUUGCAGAUGCUGGACCUCCCUGGUGCAACUACUGGAGUAGCGGCGCUCGUCCUUAUCAAUGUUGCAUGGAACCAGGCCCCCUCGGUGGGUUGGAAAGAACCGUACAUACCUGUGAUUUUAGCGCUAGGGAUAAUCUGUGUAGCUGUCUUUUUCUUGAUAGAGCGGCGGUUCGCACCCAUGCCGCUGAUACCGUUUGCCGCAUUGACUGUCGAUAUUCUUCUACUUAUCGGCUGUGUUGCCUGCGGGUGGGCAUGUUUUGGGGUCUGGGUGUAUUACGUUUGUCAGUUCAUACAGGAGCUCAAAGGAGCAUCGCCUCUACUAUUAGCUGCAUACAUGUCUCCAGUGGCAGUGUCAGGCACCCUAGCCUCGGUUGCCGUAGGUCUACUACUACAUCUAGUAGCUCCAUCCUGGAUCAUGACGUUCUCGCUAACUUGUUUCACCGUGGGCUCCAUCUUGCUUGCGACCGCUCCCGUUGACCAAACGUAUUGGGCACAGCUGUUUUGUUGCAUGCUGAUCAUUCCUUGGGGCAUGGACACGUCCUUCCCAGCGGCCACCGUGAUUUUCUCUAAUACAGUGGCUGCGGAGCACCAGGGGAUGGGAGCUUCAUUAAUUGCAACCACCGUCAACUACAGCAUAUCUUUGGGCUUGGGCAUCGCAGCAACCGUCGAGAGAUAUGUGAAGAAUGGUGACAAUACCGAAGCUGACCAAUUGAAAGGCUAUCGCGGGGCUCUGUAUACAGGGAUUGGGUUCGCGGGUUUGGGUAUCAUCCUCUCGUUGGCGAUGGUUAUGCGAGGGUUGCACAAAUCAAGGAAUACAUCUCUCCCUCAAAGAGAUUCAGCGACCUGUGUGACGGAGAAUUGUUGAUCAGACAGCUUCCAUUUUAGCCUUCUCUCACUUUUCCCUGACACCGAUUCUUCCUUAUUUUGCCAAUAAGUCUUAUGAACUUAAGAAAUUCAUGUACUGGUUGGUUCAUUGCAUUUUAAAAGCAUUGGAUUGGCCGUAGGAGUCCAGUAGAUCUACGUUGACAUAAGAUUUAGAUGAAAUCUUGCAAUUUCUCGACAACGUCCAAUCCGGAUGCACGAAAAUACUCGAAAAUUAUUAACGCCACUCACUGCCUUGUUAUGACUAUAGCUUUUACCAAUGUAUUUGUAGGAAAGACUUCAUAAUUCAU